Messenger RNA from Erigeron canadensis, 642 nucleotides. Its product is annotated as histone H2B.3-like. Gene Ontology annotation, cellular component: nucleosome. Lineage: Eukaryota; Viridiplantae; Streptophyta; Magnoliopsida; Asterales; Asteraceae. The transcript has a single exon. Gene Ontology annotation, biological process: nucleosome assembly. The record is from RefSeq and is a predicted model, not a curated record. Bases 64 to 519 code for a protein of 151 amino acids. Gene Ontology annotation, molecular function: DNA binding; protein heterodimerization activity; structural constituent of chromatin.
AACUCAACACUCAUAUUUUCUCACACAAUACUCUCAUGAAAUCAAUAUUUUCUUCAAACGAAAAUGGCCCAAACAAAAGCAGGGAAGAAACCAGCAGCCUUAAAAAAACCAUCAACAUCAUCAUCAUCAUCAGCACCACCACCGGCCGAAAAGAAGCCAACGAAGGCCGGAAAAAACCUUCCGAAAGAAACCAUAUCGAGUAGUGUGAAUGUAGACAAGAAGAAGAAAAAGGUGAAAAAGAGUAGCGAAACGUACAAAAUCUAUUUGUUUAAAGUAUUAAAACAAGUGCAUCCUGAUAUAGGUAUAUCAGGUAAAGCAAUGGGAAUUAUGAACAGUUUUAUAAAUGACAUUUUUGAAAAACUUGCUCAAGAGAGUGCUAGGCUCGCGAGAUACAAUAAGAAGCCGACUAUUACUUCUCGUGAGAUUCAAACGGCUGUUAGACUUGUUUUGCCUGGUGAGCUUGCGAAACAUGCUGUUUCUGAAGGUACUAAAGCGGUUACAAAAUUUACGAGCUCUUAGAGAUAUUGUGGUUGGAUAUAUAUAUAUGAAAAUAUUCGGUUCUUAUGGAAAUGUUUGAUUUGGUUCCUAUCUGAAUCUUUCAAUUCGGUUAUUGUUUUGUUUACGAGAUCUGGAUAUCUUAUU